AUGGAUGUGGACCACUUUCAUCCACUCCUGCAGUGGCUGCGUCGCCAAGCAGUGCAUGAGACCGUCUCCAAAAUCGCUCCAAGUGGAAGCUUUUUCUGGCAGCAUUUGCAGAGCUUGAUUUGGGGCUGCUUGCGAUUUGCUGUCUGUGUUCCACGGGACUGCCCAACAGUUUCGGAAGCUUUGGAGAAACUUGGUUCGUGGCCUCCAGCAACUAUCCUCAUCUCUGCCGGGACUUACCACGAGAGCUUUGUAGUUGACAAGCCUGUCGAGCUGAUGGGUAGGGGCACUUCACGUGGUGGCUCGAAGGUGGUAUUUAAGGGCCUCCAGUCGCAACCAAUUCGGGUGGCCGUGCGGGGUCCCGCACAAGCGUCUUUGCAGAAUCUGUGCCUGGAGGGCGAAGGCGGAGUGGAAGUGGAGGGUGGAAGUGUGCUGCUGAAGUGCUGCACAGUUUCACUGUCAGAGCCAUUUAUCGUGAAGGGGAAAUCCUCCGCUACUUUGCAAGAAUCCUCAUUCGUUUCCUGCCGUCGCACGGCUUUGAUCCUUAGGGACGAAACAGAGGUCAAGUUCAACAGCUGCACCUUCGAGGGAAACCUGAAUGUUUGUAUUUCCGCAAGAGAGCAGGCAUCCGUUACAGUGUCUGAUUGUGUUUUGCAAAGGAAUGCAGCACCGGUCAUGCAGUUCCGUGAUACUGUGAAAGUCCAGGUGGAACGCACGGGGUUUCGAUGCAAUAAUGGGUGUGGUGUCUUGGUCCGGGGCCAGGCAUCUGCCAGUAUAGAAUCUUGUGAGAUGCGGGGCCAGAAAAUGGCUGCAGUCGCAUAUCAGCACAAUGCAACUGGCAGGCUUCUAGGCAAUGUGAUGCAAGAGAAUGACGGGGCUGUCGUGCUCAUCAGUGGCACAGCCUCUGUUCAAGUGGAAGACAACACGAUGACGAACAACGGCAAGACUGCCCCUGUCAUCGAGUUUUCUUCUGCUUCUGGCACGGUUCGUGCAAAGGUUGUGUCCAAGCGCGAAGAUUCGCAGAAUCAGCUUACACACAAGCUAGCCUAUAUUUCAGGUGAGGCUGGUGAAGAGUGGGUCGAUGUUGAUGAGCAGCGGAAGAUCUUGCGAAACAAGACCGGUCAAACCAAUAUACCGUACAAAUUGCAACAGCCCAUGAGAGCAGGGCAUGCCGACGACGGAGAGGGUGGGACACUCAAUGGUGCAAGCCUUGCUAGGGGCACAAAGCGUUGUGUGAUUGCUGUCCGGGACGCCGCGCAGGCCACCAUCCGGAACAAUCGUAUUGAGGGAAAUGCAGGCUACGGCAUUCUCGUAAGCGAGCAGGCCUCUCCUGUGAUUGAAGGGAACUUCUUGUCUGCAUGCCGUUGUUCCGCGAUUCACGUGGAUGGUACAUCUUCUGCACGUAUCAGCCAGAACAGCUUCACCGAUAAUCAUGCCGCAGGAAUCGAUGUGCGUGGUGAAGCAUCCCCGACAAUCGAGGAAAACAAGUUUCGAGGUCAUACAAGGCAGGCCAUCAGGGCUGCAGACAAAUCCGCCUGCAUCAUUCGAGGGAACAGCUUGUCAAGCAACGAUGGUCAUGCAGUCAUCAUCACGGACUUUGCUUGCCCUCGUGUGGAGCAGAAUGUUAUGGAGUCUGACCAGAAGCCCGCGAUGCUUGUCCGGUCUCCUCUUGGUACCUACUCGGCGAAUGAAGAAGUCGAAAGGGGAGCCCGCGAGCGCCGCACAAAGCGGCGACGGGAGCCGGACUGUGAGGAAGCCCAGCAAAAGGAGAAGGCACCUCUACUUCCGUGCGGCUUGGAGGUGCAAAGGCGAUGGCCGAUCAGUCCGGAAGAUGACCUGCCGAUAAGGUCCAUCGAAGAGUGGCAUCCACCGCAGAUUAGGAGGAAAUGGGGAAGUCGAAAAGAAGCACAGAUGAUGAGGAGGAAGGAGUUCUCCUCGCAACUGCCAGCAAGGGCAUGCUUGGGAAACUUCUCCUUCGAUAAACCACCAGAACCUGCUUCGGAGGUGGUGGAGCUGCUGCAAGACAUGAAAAUCACACCGCGCUUGGUGAUGCAGUUCUUCAAGACUUUUAAAAGGCUUAAGCGGUUCGACUCCAUCACACUCCGGGUUGGGCCCGAUGAAGUUAGCACCGCGAGCAUGACCAGACUGGUCAAGAACCAUCGACAGUGGGUCGCCAAGAUCAUGAUACUGCUUCUCGAUCUGGCCGGCUACAAGGACACAGUCACAUGGGACGGCUUCCUCUAUGUCACGAUGCAGUUUUGUGCCCUCUCCAAGCUCGAGCUAUGUCAGGUCAUGUUUUAUGUCGUGUGCAAAGAGAUGAAGAGCUGGACAGUGCACUACCUUACCAGCAGUCAGCUGGAAGAGUUCUACGAUGACUACUACACUUGUCCCGUUCAUGCAUUCAACACGAAUUCGAUCAACUUUGCCAAGUUGCCAUUGGCAAAGUUCCGAAUGCAAGACUUCAUCGAGCUGUGCUACAGGUAUAGCCAGCUCAUCAAUCCAUGUAUGCACUUGCAGAGAUCAUUGCAGCAGUCCUUGCCUUCACUUCGUUUCUGGUCGAACUAUGAUAAGAUCAAGGUGUACAAUCGCCGAAUCACCAUCGACUUUUUCCGUUUCCAGAAAGUCACAAGCCUAUUGGAACUGAUGCGACGACACGCUGGCACCGGCGUUGGGCCCGUGCAGCAGCACCGCCUUAACGUCAUGGAUCAGUUUAUGGUGCUGGAGAAGUCCAAUCCAGGUUUCAAGGACGACAUUGAGAAGUUCAAGGCUGCUGUGUUGAAGGCAAUGGAAAAGUGUCGACCCACAAAAAGCGGACUUCUACCGCUGCCCAUGGGAGUGCAUCCUCCGGCCAAGGUCAGACUUGUCAGGGAAAUGCGCUUGCCGGAGUGGAUGCAUCGCCACCUCGAGACCAAUCAGGCACCAGGAGUGCAUGGAGGGCAUGCCCUGGGGCAUGCUGCCCAACUUGAAGCCAACAAUCAAGAAAAGGUCAUCCCAUCAAUGGCAAGCUCAUCGAUGCCAAGGUCUGUUGAAGAGGCAGAAGCCCUGGUGCGUUCGACGUUUGGUGAGAUUGCAUCGAGAAGCAAAGUGAAACAAAUAGCUGCCAACCUCUUUCAGCACGCAGCCAAGCCACCAAGUGAAGACAGCAGGUUGAAAUCCGUCGUUCGAAGCCAGGAGCUGGAGUUCAUUCGCAUGAGUCGGCAAGACGUUGAACCUCCUAACCUUGUUCGGACAAUGCAGAGGUUGUUCCAGGAAGAGCUUAUGGACAGAACCCCCAAAGAAGCUGCCAUAUGA
Molecule: messenger RNA, 3288 nt
Organism: Symbiodinium necroappetens
Lineage: Eukaryota; Dinophyceae; Suessiales; Symbiodiniaceae
Source: the annotation of a GenBank genome assembly